GGCAUUGUGCGCGCACCAGCAGCCCGGCCCGGGAGGAGCAGGACGCGCCGGGGCCGCCUCCUCCCGCACGGACCCAUGAACCAGCCGGGCGGCGCGGCGGCUCCGCAGGCUGACGGAGCCAGUGCAGCUGGAAGGAAAAGCACUGCAAGCAGGGAGCGCUUGAAGCGCAGCCAGAAGAGCACCAAGGUGGAGGGCCCAGAGCCGGUGCCGGCUGAGGCUUCGCUGAGUGCCGAGCAGGGGACGAUGACCGAGGUGAAGGUGAAGACGGAGCUGCCCGAUGACUACAUCCAGGAGGUGAUCUGGCAGGGCGAGGCCAAGGAGGAGAAGAAGGCGGUUGGCAAGGAUGGGACCGGCGACGUGCCUGCCGAGAUCUGCGUGGUGAUCGGUGGUGUCCGCAACCAGCAGACCCUUGAUGGAAAAGCGCCCGAAGGCAGCCCCCACGGUGGAUCUGUGCGAAGCCGGUAUUCAGGGACCUGGAUUUUUGACCAAGCAUUGAGAUAUGCAUCUGGGUCCUAUGAGUGUGGAAUCUGUGGCAAGAAGUACAAGUAUUACAACUGCUUCCAGACCCACGUGCGGGCACACCGAGACACUGAAGCCACCUCUGGGGAGGGAGCCUCCCAAAGCAACAAUUUCAGGUACACGUGUGACAUCUGCGGGAAGAAGUACAAAUACUACAGCUGUUUCCAAGAGCACCGAGACCUGCACGCAGUGGAUGUGUUUAGCGUGGAAGGGGCCCCUGAGAAUCGCGCAGACCCCUUCGACCAAGGCGUCGUGGCCACUGACGAGGUGAAGGAGGAGCCCCCGGAACCGUUCCAGAAAAUCGGGCCAAAAACUGGCAAUUACACCUGUGAAUUCUGCGGGAAGCAGUACAAGUACUACACGCCCUACCAGGAGCACGUGGCCUUGCACGCCCCCAUCAGUACUGCCCCCGGGUGGGAGCCGCCGGACGAUCCAGACACAGGCUCUGAGUGUUCACAUCCAGAGGUCUCCCCAUCUCCACGCUUCGUGGCAGCGAAGACCCAGACGAACCAGUCGGGGAAAAAAGCUCCGGCCUCCGUGGUCCGAUGCGCCACCCUCUUACACCGCACCCCUCCAGCCACCCAAACCCAGACGUUCCGCACUCCAAAUUCGGGAUCUCCAGCAAGCAAGGCAACUGCAGCAGAAAGCGCUUUUAGUCGGAGAGUAGAAGGCAAAGCACAGAACCACUUUGAGGAGACGAACAGCAGCUCUCAGAACUCCAGCGAACCCUACACCUGCGGCGCCUGCGGGAUCCAGUUCCAGUUCUACAACAACCUGUUGGAGCACAUGCAGUCCCAUGCAGCUGACAAUGAAAACAACAUCGCCUCCAACCAGUCCCGAUCGCCACCCGCUGUUGUGGAAGAGAAGUGGAAACCGCAGGCCCAGAGGAACAGUGCCAAUAACACCACUACCAGUGGUUUAACACCCAACAGCAUGAUCCCCGAGAAGGAGCGGCAGAACAUCGCAGAGCGGCUGCUGCGGGUCAUGUGCGCCGACCUGGGUGCGCUGAGCGUGGUCAGCGGGAAGGAGUUCCUAAAGUUGGCCCAGACCUUGGUAGACAGUGGCGCCCGCUAUGGGGCCUUCUCGGUCACCGAGAUCCUGGGCAACUUCAACACGCUGGCGCUGAAGCACCUGCCGCGCAUGUACAACCAGGUGAAGGUAAAGGUGACCUGUGCCUUGGGCAGCAACGCCUGCCUGGGCAUUGGCGUCACCUGCCAUUCGCAGAGUGUCGGCCCCGACUCCUGCUACAUCCUCACGGCCUACCAGGCCGAGGGCAACCACAUCAAGAGCUACGUGCUGGGCGUGAAGGGCGCGGACAUUCGUGACAGCGGCGACCUGGUGCACCACUGGGUGCAGAACGUGCUGUCGGAGUUCGUGAUGUCGGAGAUCAGGACAGUGUACGUGACGGAUUGCCGCGUGAGCGCGUCCGCCUUCUCCAAGGCCGGCAUGUGCCUUCGCUGCUCAGCCUGUGCCUUGAACUCGGUGGUGCAGAGCGUGCUGAGCAAGCGGACGCUGCAGGCCCGCAGCAUGCACGAGGUCAUCGAGCUGCUCAACGUGUGCGAGGACCUGGCGGGCUCCACAGGCCUCGCCAAGGAGACCUUUGGGUCGCUAGAGGAGACGUCGCCGCCGCCCUGCUGGAACUCAGUGACGGACUCGCUGCUGCUGGUGCACGAGCGCUACGAGCAGAUCUGCGAGUUCUACAGCCGGGCCAAGAAGAUGAACCUCAUUCAGAGCCUCAACAAACACCUGCUGAGCAACCUGGCGGCCAUCCUGACGCCGGUGAAGCAGGCCGUCAUCGAGCUGAGCAACGAGAGCCAGCCCACCCUGCAGCUCGUGCUGCCCACCUACGUCAGGCUGGAGAAGCUGUUCACGGCCAAGGCCAACGACGCGGGCACCGUCAGCAAGCUGUGCCACCUCUUCCUGGAGGCGCUCAAGGAGAACUUCAAAGUGCACCCGGCCCACAAGGUGGCCAUGAUCUUGGACCCACAGCAGAAGCUGCGGCCCGUGCCGCCCUACCAGCACGAGGAGAUCAUCGGCAAGGUGUGCGAGCUCAUCAACGAGGUGAAGGAGUCCUGGACCGAGGAGGCCGACUUCGAGCCCAGCGCCAAGAAGCCCCGCUCCGCCACCGGCGACAACCCCGCAGCUCAGGAAGACGACCGGCUGGGGAAAAACGAAGUGUACGAUUACCUGCAGGAACCCCUCUUCCAGGCCACCCCCGAUCUCUUCCAGUACUGGUCGUGCGUCACCCAGAAGCACACAAAACUCGCCAAGCUCGCCUUCUGGCUCCUGGCGGUCCCAGCCGUGGGGGCCAGAAGCGGGUGUGUAAAUAUGUGUGAACAAGCACUUCUAAUCAAAAGGAGGCGACUGCUCAGUCCAGAAGAUAUGAACAAACUCAUGUUUCUGAAAUCCAACAUGCUUUAAGGCUUCGGGG
Messenger RNA from Propithecus coquereli (Coquerel's sifaka), 2950 nucleotides. RefSeq names its product zinc finger protein 618 (gene ZNF618). The transcript has 15 exons. Lineage: Eukaryota; Metazoa; Chordata; Mammalia; Primates; Indriidae. The record is from RefSeq and is a predicted model, not a curated record. The coding region runs from base 76 to 2940 and encodes 954 amino acids.